GUUUUGUUUUCCAGGCAUUUCUGAAAUGGGUUAUUCUUCAUCAUUUUGCUUGUUGAAACGCCAUUUGAUCAUCAGCUUUAUUUUCAGCAUAUCCAUCACCCUAAUCUCACAUGUCAAUGGAUGCUUUACAUCAAUCUUCAGCUUUGGUGAUUCCUUAGCUGAUACAGGCAACUUGCUUCAACUUUCACUUUCAGAAUCCAGAAAACUUUCCCACUUUGAUUUCCUCCCUUAUGGACGAACCUUUUUCAAUAACCCGACUGGGAGAUGCUCCGAUGGCCGCCUAGUUAUAGAUUUCAUUGCUGAAGAGUUUGGACUUCCAUUUUUACCGCCGUAUUUUGAAGGCAAAAAUGGAAGGGGAAAACACUUUCAGAAAGGUGUGAAUUUUGCUGUUGUGGGUGCCACAGCUCUUGAUGACGCGUUCUUCAAAGAAAGAGGAAUCCGUAAUCCCUUUACGAAUAUAUCUCUGGGUGAUGAAUUGGGAUUUUUCAAAGAUGUUUUGCAUUCUCUUUGCUCAUCUUCUUCAGAUUGUAAAGAACUCCUUCAGAACUCGUUGAUUGUGAUGGGAGAGAUUGGAGGAAAUGACUACAACCAUGCAUUCCUUCAGGGGAUAAAUCCCAAGGAGAUGUCACACUUUGUUCCUCUUGUUGUUCAUACAAUUGCUGAAGCAAUCACUGAGUUGAUAGAGUUAGGGGCAGUCACAAUGUUGGUCCCGGGAAACCUUCCAAUCGGAUGCUCACCGGCAUAUCUCACCUAUUUUCAAGGUUCCGAUAUAGCCGAUUACGAUCCCCACACUGGUUGUAUAACAUGGCUGAACCAGUUCUCCCAACUCCACAAUGAAUUGCUUCAGAAACAACUCAAUCGAAUCCGCGAGCUUCAUCCACAUGUUAACAUCGUUUACGCAGACUAUUACAACACUGUAAUGCGUUUUUACUAUUCCCAGAACCAAUUUGGGUUUACUGAAACACUAAAAGCUUGUUGCGGAGGAGGAGGUCGAUACAAUUACAGUUCAUCAAUGGCGUGCGGGGAUCCGCCAUUAACAACCUGCUGCGAUGACCCUUCUUUACAUGUUAAUUGGGAUGGUUUACAUUAUACUGAGGCAACUUACAAAUGGAUCUCAAAGGUUGUUUUACAAGAAUUGUAUGCCAUUCCCUUUAUAAAUACCUUUUGAUCUCCAUUUACCGUCAACAAGCAAGUUUAUUGAAAAUAUAUGUGAUGUG
Hibiscus syriacus is the source of this 1217-nucleotide messenger RNA. Its product is annotated as GDSL esterase/lipase At1g28570-like. Gene Ontology annotation, molecular function: hydrolase activity, acting on ester bonds. Lineage: Eukaryota; Viridiplantae; Streptophyta; Magnoliopsida; Malvales; Malvaceae. The coding region runs from base 26 to 1168 and encodes 380 amino acids. The transcript has 5 exons. The record is from RefSeq and is a predicted model, not a curated record.